AUGGGAAACUGUUUGAGGAAACAUCGUCGAGACCCAAACUCACCAGUUCAAAUUCCUGGCGGUUCUCAUCUAUCCAAGAAAAUUAAUAGAACAGUUGGAGAAGGAGCUAUUCCAACUGUUUCCUCAACUUCUGUCGGUGAAAGAAAACGUGAAAGAGACAGAUCUCCAAUUCAGGAGAUCACACAUGUUACCUCAAACACAGAUAUAGGUGCAGAGAAGCCUAGCAAAAAGAAAAAACGUGGUCUCCGAAUUGCCGGAAAAGCUGCUAAGAGUUCUAAUGUCGAGGGAGUGAACAAGAAUGAUGGAGUGUUUCAUCGUUACUGCAAAUACAAGUUGCACUGCUUUUGUUAUACUGACUUGAAAGAGGCGACGCGAAAAUUUAGUCGCAGAAAUUUAAUAGGGCAAGGUGGAUUUGGUGAUGUUUACAUAGGGUAUGUGACUUACUGCAGUAUGGCAUCUGCUGCAAAACCAAAUGAGGGACUCGCAGUUGCCAUCAAAAGGCUCAGAAAGACCGGGCCACAGGGCCAUGAACAAUGGGAGAAUGAAAUCAGAUUCAUGAGCAAACUAAACCAUCCCAACAUAGUAAAGCUAAUAGGCUACUGCCACGAUGGUGAGCAUAGGAUAUUGGUCUAUGAGUACAUGAGCAAGGGAAGCUUGGAGACCCAACUACUGGCAGAAAAGGCGCCGGAUUUAGAUUGGAGAACAAGAACUAACGUAGCGAUUGAUAUAGCCAAGGCCCUAGAUUCUCUUCACAGUCUUGGCACGCCGGUAAUUCAUAGAGAUCUGAAAGCUUCCAAUGUCUUGUUGGACAAAGACUUCAAGGCUAAGCUAUCAGAUUUUGGCCUGGCAAGAUAUGGACCUCAAGGUGAUCAGGAAUGCAUAAUGACAAGGAUUCUUGGCACCAAAGGCUAUAUUGCACCGGAAUACAUAGAAACUGGACAUGUAACGCUGAAAACCGAUGUAUACAGCUUUGGAGUGGUGCUGUUGGAGAUUUUAUCAGGCAGUUGUGCCGUGAAGAGAUAUUCAGAUGGGAUGGCCGGAGAUCUUGCACAGUGGGCCGGACCAUAUCUUUGCAACAAGCAACAACUGCAUCGAGUGAUCGACCAGAGACUCGGAAGGAACUUCCCAACGAAAGAGGCUCAACAGUUUGCGGAACUCACCCUCCGAUGCCUUGCUGCACACCCUAAGAGCAGGCCAACAAUGACUGAAGUUGUGGCUGAGUUGAAGAACGUACAAGAAAAUUCAAGCAGCAGUGGCAGCAGUAGUAAUAUGAACUCGUACCGUGUUCCAAUAUAUACCUCAUGCCCUCCUUACAAAAUACUUAUACCUAGGCAAACUGCAUGUCAGGCACAUUAAGCUCCUCAUGUCAGUCAUGUCUUUGAUGAUGCCGUAUAUGAUUUUAUAAGGCAUGCAAGCAACUA
Argentina anserina (silverweed cinquefoil) is the source of this 1421-nucleotide messenger RNA. RefSeq names its product probable serine/threonine-protein kinase PBL18. The transcript is spliced from 8 exons. The record is from RefSeq and is a predicted model, not a curated record. Gene Ontology annotation, biological process: protein phosphorylation. Gene Ontology annotation, molecular function: protein kinase activity; ATP binding. Lineage: Eukaryota; Viridiplantae; Streptophyta; Magnoliopsida; Rosales; Rosaceae. The coding region runs from base 1 to 1356 and encodes 451 amino acids.